CAUUGAUUGAUCAAAGUAGUUGAAUUUUUAUCUGAGAUCAAUUGUUACAGUUAUAGAUUGGACGGGAGGUCACUAAACAAUUUCAUUUUUGUUAUCAAAUUGAAAGCACAAGAAAGUUAAGGUUUACACAAUCGAGAAUUUGCAUUGCAACAAGCAAGUUAAAAUUAUCAAAGUAAAAGAUUUAUUGAACAAAGGCAUUUGCCUUUGGUGUGACCACACCACAAACUAAAAUUAUAUCAACCAAGACUCGUACAACGACACAGUGGAAUCCAGCGAAAUGGAUCCAAAUUACGCGACAUCUUAGCAAAUUCUCUUCCUGGUGGAGGCAACGCACAAGUUCGCGAAACGCUCCAUAACAUCGCUAGCUACCGUACUUGGUGUGAUUUUACUCCAGCAUAGAGAAAAUAUUACAAACAACUCCUUCCCCCUCUAUAACCAUAUUUAUAUACCCGUUUUUCUUUAUCCUUACACACCUAAUUAAUACAACUGGAUAAAUAUGUGUCCAACUGACCACCAAAGUUAUUUUAUAAUGGCAUACUACCUCGGCUAGUCGUCAAUAACGGCUGCUACAUUUUUAAACUACAACAAAUAUCCAAAGACGCAUUACUACAUACACAACUUGAGAGUGUGCGUUCGACAGUGGGUCCAACAAACCUAUAUUCUUAUGAGGAACAGCAAGCAAUACAUUUACACAACAUUUUUUAUAUAUUUGUAGCCAGAUAUUUUAUUUUUGGCAUAACUAAUUUCACUACGCUCAUUGAGCAUACCUCGAGAGAAUAAUCUUUCUGUGCGUGUCAUUCAACGCAUUUCACAAAUUCCCAAAGACAUUUUGUAAUACAACUGCGAAAAUGCAACGCUGGUUUUUCGCUGAUGAGGCCGAGGAUUGCGAUGCCUUGGCGGCGGCGGCGGCGGCAUCAACGUCAUCAGUAGAGGUGCUGCAACCUGCCACGCCGAUACAUGUAAAUUGGAAAUUUUGGGUGAGAAUAAAUCAUGAGAUUGCACCGAAUGAGCGCCUGGCCAUUGUGGGCAGCACCGAACGUCUGGGCAAUUGGCAGUUUAGCGAGUGCAUAAUCAUGAUGAGAGAAACUGACACGAAUAAUUGGUACAUCUACGUUAGCAUACCGCGUGACACACGCACUGAAUACCGUUACAUAGUGGUUGCAGUCGAUCCGACGGCGGAAAAAACGAUUGUACGCAACUGGGAGGCACAUCUGAAGCCACGUUCUAUCAUACCCGGUGUCAACCGUCCGCCUAGGGAAUGUGAUGAGGAAUAUGGUUACGUAAAUGGUGUUGAAAAAGUGGACCGCGGCUGGGUGACGUCCGAGACAAUUGUACAAUUGAAAUUUUUCAAUGCACCUUUCACAUGGAAACAACGUAUGAAGCGGCGUCUAAUCUUUGUUAAAGUCACACCAAUGAACCUGACGAUACCGCAUGGUGGUAGUGCUGGGGGCGGCGCAGGUGAUUACCAUACAUUUUCACAGCUGGAAGAUUCACUUUCGAGUGAUACGCAUGACACGCGUGAGAAUGGUGCAGAUCUUAGCACCGCCUUCGCUUUCAACGAAGUAGCGGUCUUAAAAGAUGACGAAUUCGUUAUAAAAGCGCAACCACAAUUCGGUACAGCUUGUGGUCCCGAUGACGUAGUAAUUUUCCAUUUGACAAUCGGCGAUUUCGAUAGUACCGCCUAUCUCAUUGACUUAUACUCGUACAGCUCCAAAGCGGCUAUGGAUGAACCACCUUACCAUCUCGGUUAUCAUUAUGUAUUGCCAAAUUUACUUAAACGUUCUGAUGGCAAUCUGGAAGUGCCCAUAACAUGCGCGACACGACAUCGGCCAAUGGGCAUGAUGCAAAUCGGUUAUUUACUCGUAAAGCCAACGAAGUGUAUUAAGUUGGAUAUGGAGCUCACAUAUACGCGCUAUUGGAACCCCAAAUGGGCUGGUUUGGAUGUCGGACAUCGCGGUUCUGGCACAAGUUUCAAAACGAAAGACUCGGUGAUACGCGAAAACACAAUUACUUCGUUGAAGAAUGCCGUCGAACAUGGCGCCGAUAUGGUUGAGUUCGAUGUACAGUUGAGCAAAGAUUUGGUGCCGGUGGUCUAUCAUGACUUCAUGAUCUAUGUAUCGCUGAAAGCGAAAGGCAGUUGCAAGCCAAAUGAUUUUCUAGAGUUACCAUUGCGUGAGCUAACCUUGGAUCAAUUGAAUAAUUUAAAGGUUUAUCACACACAAGAGGGCCGUACACGCGAGGAGCGUUGCUUUCACAACGACGAUCAAUUGGAGCAUCAACCAUUUCCAAGUCUUGCAGACGUUUUAGAUGCCAUCAAUCCACAUGUUGGCUUCAACAUAGAAGUGAAGUGGUCACAACGGCUCAAAGAUGGCAGCAUGGAGGAGGAAUUCGAGCACACCAUCGAUCGUAAUUUGUAUGUGGACUGCAUAUUGAAUGUGGUAUUCCGUAAGGCUGGCAAUCGACGUGUUGUAUUCUCAUGUUUCGAUCCCGAUAUCUGCACCAUGUUACGCUACAAGCAAAAUCGUUAUCCGGUUAUGUUCCUCACCAUCGGUGAAACGACCAAAUAUCAAAAAUACUUAGAUCCACGUGGCAACACCAUUGAAAUGGCUAUAUACAAUUCACUAGCCAUGGAAUUGCUGGGUAUUGUGGCGCACACUGAAGACUUGCUGCGCGAUCCCACGAAGGUGAAUUUAGCUAAAAGCAGCGGCUUGGUCGUCUUUUGCUGGGGUGAUGACAAUAACUGUAAGGAUACCAUAAAAUUCCUCAAAGAAUUGGGCUUGCAUGCCAUUAUUUAUGACAAAAUGGAUGUGCUCACCAGCAAAGAAGUGAAGCAAAGCGUAUUCCUGCUGCAAGCCAAGGAGAGUCAAAAUGAAAUACUCAAACUACAAGCGCUGGAGCGUGGCAAACUGUGGCAUGACAAUAUACCGGUGGUGCAUAAAAAGCACUAAUAACUCAAGACCCAGACGCAGUUGAUAUUAUAAUUAAGUUACAUUUGAAGCAGUUGCUAAAUUCAUGCAAUAAUUGAAAUUAUAAAAAAAAAUUAAUAAUAAUUCGCCAGAAAUUAACACUUUCAAUCAUCUCUACCAAAUUCUGUUCAUAUAAAUAUAUAUAUUUAAACUAGUAAUGCGUAAUUUUAGUAGUGUAAUCACUUUUUUUAUAAAUCACAAUACAUAGUGCAUAUAUGUUCAAAUUAGUAAAUAUUUUUCAUUAUUUUUUACUUUUUUUAUAUAAUCCAGUUAGUAAAAAUUAAAAACAAAUUAUGACAGAAAUUAUAACACUUUGAAAUUCAACUUGCCACUUAAAUGAAUGUCUGUAUGUAUUUUAAUUAUAGCACAUCAGUUUAUACAUUACUGACGCUGUGCGUAUUUGUUAUUAUAUAAGCUUAUAUGUGGCGUUUUGUAUUCUAUUCGGUGCCUUUCGAAUAUUGUGUGCACAACAACAAAUUUAGUAAAUCUAUUUGAAAUUAUAAACAAAGGCGAAAAUUUGAACAAUAAAAAUAUAUAUGUAAUUAAAAGUAAGCAGAGAGGUAACCAAAAAAAAAAUUGUAGCAAGACCCGAGAAGUAAAAUUUGAGACUUCAUAGAAAAAUGUAGCAAAUAAAUAAUGAUAAUAAAUAUUAUUGAAAUUACAUAAAACAA
Zeugodacus cucurbitae (melon fly) is the source of this 3637-nucleotide messenger RNA. Its product is annotated as glycerophosphocholine phosphodiesterase GPCPD1. The transcript is spliced from 7 exons. Gene Ontology annotation, molecular function: starch binding; glycerophosphocholine phosphodiesterase activity. The record is from RefSeq and is a predicted model, not a curated record. Gene Ontology annotation, biological process: glycerophospholipid catabolic process. Bases 849 to 2948 code for a protein of 699 amino acids. NCBI's taxonomy places the organism in Eukaryota, Metazoa, Arthropoda, Insecta, Diptera, Tephritidae.